This is a messenger RNA of Microthlaspi erraticum, 444 nucleotides long. NCBI's taxonomy places the organism in Eukaryota, Viridiplantae, Streptophyta, Magnoliopsida, Brassicales, Brassicaceae. The record is from the annotation of a GenBank genome assembly.
AUGCCUUUGAGCAAUGGAAGUUGGACCACAACAUCGAUGAGAAAUGGUAGAUACAGAGGUCUGAGUGAUACAAAACCUGGGAUUCCAAAGAAGUGUCCAUGUGGCUUUGAGAUUGAGCUUCGUGUCUCUCAGAUAGAUCCAGGAAGAAGGUUUUUCAUAUGCACUGGACCUGUAUCGGUUCCCGGACCACAUGUUAAUAAGUGGUGGGAUGAAGCAGUUAUGGAGGAGUUUGACGAGCUUAAGGGAAAAAUAGAAGAGCAGAACACGCAGCUCCUCCACAUCGCUAUGGAUUGCGGACGUAUGGACAAGCUUGUUGAUGAUGUUGCGAAGCUUAAGGAUUCCGGGAAAAAAAUGGAAAAUGUUACUCCGAAUGAGUUAAAGAUUGUUGUGGUGUUUGGUGUUGUGGUGAUCAUCAUGGCUAUGAUCAUCGCCUUCUUAAAGUAG